This is a messenger RNA of Episyrphus balteatus (marmalade hoverfly), 351 nucleotides long. RefSeq lists its product as uncharacterized. NCBI's taxonomy places the organism in Eukaryota, Metazoa, Arthropoda, Insecta, Diptera, Syrphidae. The record is from RefSeq and is a predicted model, not a curated record. The transcript has a single exon. The coding region runs from base 1 to 351 and encodes 116 amino acids.
AUGCGAUUUGUAUUCACCAUUGCUGUAGCCAUUUUGGUUUUGACAUACUUUGGAGCAAACGCUGAAGAUGAUGCCAUUUUUCGAGCAAAGAGACAAACUCUUGGAUUGAAUUUAUUCUUUAAUCAUUUAGGAGCUGGAGGACAAGGUAGUGGACAAGGUGCUGGACAAGGUGGUCAACAAGGUAAUCAACAAGGUGGUCAACAAGGUGGUGGACAAGGACAAGGUGGUUCUCAAGGACAAGGUGGUCAAGGACAAGGACCAAGUCCCAAUCAAUUCGGAAUUGGAGGACUAGGCGGCGGUGGUGUUGGUGGCGGUGGUCUUGGUGGAGGAAUCGGAGGAUUUGGUCGUUAA